This is a messenger RNA of Durio zibethinus, 1072 nucleotides long. RefSeq lists its product as uncharacterized. The record is from RefSeq and is a predicted model, not a curated record. NCBI's taxonomy places the organism in Eukaryota, Viridiplantae, Streptophyta, Magnoliopsida, Malvales, Malvaceae.
UUCUUACUUUUUAUUCUCCUUGCCAAUUGUUCUAGGCUUAUUUGCUUUUCAUUACGUUCAGCUGUCAUCAAGUUCAGGCUCUUUAGUUCUUAAGUUCAAAAUGGAGUAUGAAAACCAGUAUCAGCAUGUUCCAGCAGCAAAAUACGAGUGGCUUCUCUUUGAUGUGGAUGAUACCCUUUAUCCUCUCAGUUCUGGUUUAUCCAAGGCAUGCACCAAUAAUAUUGAAGAAUUUAUGAUUCAAAAGCUUGGAAUAGAAGGAAACAAAGUCUCAGAGAUUAAUCGUGUCCUAUACAAGAAUUAUGGGACAUCAAUGGCUGGUCUCAGGGCUGUCGGCUACAAUUUUGACUAUGAUGAGUACCACAGUUUUGUUCAUGGGAGAUUACCUUAUGAGAACCUGAAACCUGAUCCUGUUUUGAGGAGUCUUCUGCUUAGCUUGCCAAUUCGCAAAGUUAUAUUCUCAAAUGGGGAUAAGGUCCAUGUGGCUAAAGUUCUAAGGAAACUUGGCUUGGAGGAUUGCUUUGAAAGAGUUAUAAGCUUUGAGACCCUUAAUCCCACUAACGGAAGCAACACUUCAGAUGAUGAACACAGCUUCCAGUUGAGAGGCUUAAGUACUGAAAUUCUUGAUGCCACCAAUUUCCCUUGCCAAUCAGCACUUCCAGAGACUCCAAUUAUCUGCAAACCAUUUGAAAAUGCAUUUGGACAAGCCUUCAAGAUAGCUAACAUCAACCCUCAAAAAACACUCUUCUUUGACGAUAGCAUCCGCAACAUACAAACAGGAAAACAAAUAGGUCUCCACACUGUGUUGGUGGGCACUUCCCAUAGAACAAAUGGAGCAGAUUAUGCAUUAGAGAGCAUACACAACAUUAGGGAAGCACUGCCAGAGCUGUGGGAAUCAGAUACUAAGAAAUCAGAAGGCAUCAGGUAUUCUGGAAAGGUUGCAAUCCGGACAUCAGUGAUGGCCUAGCUGAUGAUCACUCAAACCCAGCUGCUGCCUCGACAACAAAAUGUCAAAACCGAAAUUUCAUUAUGUAGAAUUUGUAUCUUUCACCAUAAUCAUCAUUAAUAAAAAGAA